Messenger RNA from Prorocentrum cordatum, 759 nucleotides. NCBI's taxonomy places the organism in Eukaryota, Dinophyceae, Prorocentrales, Prorocentraceae. The record is from the annotation of a GenBank genome assembly.
AUGCCAAGGCCCAGGGGGGUGGCACUGGCCAGGAGGCGGCGGCGGGGUGCAGGGGUGCCCUCCAGCGCCAGCGCUGCCCCGCGCGGCACGGCUGCAGCGGGUGCCAUGAGCGCCCAGCUGGCCCCCGCGCUGCCCCUGUCGCCGCGCCUCCGUGCGCGCGCGUCCACGCUGCCGCUCGACCUCGGGAGCUCCCACGGGGCGUCCUGGCAGCGGCCGCCCGCGCACGGCUCGCGGGUGGCCGCGCUGGCGAGCGGGCUCCAGGCGUCCGGCGACGCCCGCGUGCCUGGGGGCUCCGAGCCCAGCUCCGAGUCCAGCCACGCGGCCAGCCAGGUCCAGUCGCGGGGCUCCCUCAAGGGCGGCCUGCGCCACGAGGCCAAGGAGGGCGGCCGGCGCGAGGUGCGCUUCUCGAUGAGUGCGGUCGACCUGGCGCGGGCGUCGUCGAAGCGGGCGGAGCGGGCGGCCGAGUGGGCGGAGCCGGAGCGGCGCGGCUCGCUCUCGCUGGCGGGCGACGGGCUCCUGCGGCGCUGCCACUGGGGCUGCGGCGCGGCGCGGGACCUGUGCCCGCACGGGCCGGAGGGCGCCUGCGGCGCCGCGGCGCAGUGGGCCGAGGACGCCUUCGCGAGCGCCAGGAGGGCCGCGGGCUCCCUCCGCUGGGGCCAGGUGCGGCGCCAGCUGGCCGAGGUGCCGCAGCAGGUCAUGGACUCCCCGACCAAUGUGGUCAUGGCCGUGCUGGUGCUGGCCACCCGGGAGCGCCGCUGA